CGCAGUGAGGUGGAAGGGGGGCGGGACGUCGAGUGUUUAUGCACGUAAUGGCGGCGGACAGGCUGUGAUGAGCCACGGCGGAAAAAACACAUUCAGCGAUCCAGCCAUCGGUACAUCUCCACACCGGCCGCACAGAAGAACACGAAAAUGCAGAUCACGUUGAAAACCCUCCAGCAGCAGACGUUUAAAAUCGACAUCGACGCGGAGGAGACGGUAAAGGCUUUAAAAGAAAAAAUAGAGAAUGAAAAGGGCAAGGAUGGCUUUCCAGUGGCUGGACAGAAGUUGAUAUAUGCAGGCAAAAUCCUGAACGAUGACACAGCGCUCAAGGAGUAUAAGAUCGACGAAAAGAACUUUGUGGUGGUUAUGGUAGCAAAGCCUAAAGCAGCUCCUGCAUCUGCCCCCUCAUCUGCUGCCACGGCAACCAGCGCCGCUUCUUCCAGCACUACGGUCACCACGAGCCCCUCCUCUGCCCCACCUGCUGAGACCCCCUCUGAGACCGCCCCGAAAGAAGACAAACCUGACGAGGAGAAACCAGCCAGCGACGCCGCGCCAUCUACACCUGCCAGUUCUGUUUCUGCAUCAAAUGCAAACAUAUUUGAUGAGGCGACAUCUGCGCUGGUGACAGGGCAGUCGUAUGAGAACAUGGUGACGGAGAUGAUGCUGAUGGGAUACGAGAGAGAGAGAGUGGUGGCGGCACUGAGAGCCAGUUUCAACAAUCCUGACCGUGCCGUCGAGUACCUGCUCACGGGCAUACCUGCAGAGGGAGAGGGCAGUGUAGGGGGUGCUGAUCCAGUGGCUCCUGCAGGUGGCACUCCUGCUGCAUCCACAGGCCUCUCUUCCCCGUCCAUUACCACCCCAUCCCAGCCCAGCACAGGAUCAGGAGUGAAUCCUCUGGAGUUCUUGAGGAACCAGCCGCAGUUCCUGCAGAUGAGACAGAUCAUCCAGCAGAACCCGUCUCUCCUCCCAGCUCUACUACAACAAAUCGGCAGAGAGAACCCUCAGCUCCUGCAGCAAAUCAGCAGCCAUCAGGAGCAGUUCAUCCAGAUGCUCAAUGAGCCCAUCCAAGAGGCGGGGCAAGGUGGAGGUGGUGGGGGCGUGGCUGAGGCAGGAGGCGGGCACAUGAACUACAUCCAGGUCACACCCCAGGAGAAAGAAGCCAUUGAGAGGCUAAAAGCCCUGGGAUUCCCAGAAGGACUCGUUAUACAGGCCUACUUUGCUUGUGAGAAGAAUGAGAAUUUGGCUGCAAACUUCCUUUUACAACAGAACUUUGAUGAUGAUUAAAGGUGGAAUGGGCAUCCUGAUCUUUUUCCCCUUUUAUGUUUUUUUCUUUUGAUUGAUCAUUUUGGAAAAGAAAGAAAUCUAUACAGAUACACAAACACACACAGGCUCUGUCUAAAUUUUACACACUGGAUGGCAUGAGCACAUCUGUUUGGAGAUGAAGACAUCAAUCGUUCGUCUCCAGCAAUCAGUAAAAGCCUCUUUGCUUCAUCUAACAUUUGCCUGUGUGUUACCUGAUUAUUUUACAAUUGUUUGUUUUUUUACAACCAAUAAAGAGCAUAUUUUCUCUC
Molecule: messenger RNA, 1568 nt
Organism: Myxocyprinus asiaticus (Chinese sucker)
Lineage: Eukaryota; Metazoa; Chordata; Actinopteri; Cypriniformes; Catostomidae
Gene: rad23b
Product: RAD23 homolog B, nucleotide excision repair protein
Exons: 10
Coding region: 148-1281 (377 amino acids)
Biological process (GO): nucleotide-excision repair; proteasome-mediated ubiquitin-dependent protein catabolic process
Cellular component (GO): cytosol; nucleoplasm
Molecular function (GO): proteasome binding; ubiquitin binding; polyubiquitin modification-dependent protein binding
Source: RefSeq, a predicted model, not a curated record